UGCUUGAAAUGAAAUCUGUCAGUGUCACUUCUAUUCGACUGUCAACGACAUCUCUACAGCUGUUCUGUUUUGUUCAAGCGAUUCACGGUUUCGCGCAAAUUAUAACCUAAUUUAGUUAUUUCAAGUACUAAACAAAAUAUUAACAAGAUGUUUUCCAUUGAUGCUCCUGUGGAUAUACAAAAUUCGGAAUAUUGUAACUAUAGAUCGCCGUUAAGUACAAGAUAUGCAUCUAAAGAAAUGCAAUAUAACUUCAGUGAUCAGAAGAAGUUUUCGACCUGGAGGAAACUUUGGAUUUACUUAGCUAAAGCUGAAAAGGAACUCGGACUCGAUAUCACGAACGAACAAAUUGCCGAACUAGAGUCGGCCGUCCACGACAUUGACUUCACCAAGGCGGCGGAACACGAGAAACGCGUCAGGCACGAUGUGAUGGCUCAUGUCCACACCUUGGCAGAACGAUGCUCGCUUGCAGCCCCCAUCAUCCACCUUGGUGCGACUUCGUGUUAUGUAGGCGAUAAUACAGACCUUAUCGUGAUAAAACAUGGGCUGGAACUGCUGCUGCCAAGAGUUGCCGCUGUGAUAAAACAGCUGGCAAAGUUUGCUGAAGAGUACAAAUCACUCCCAAUUUUGGGUUUUACACAUUUUCAACCAGCACAAUUGACGACUGUUGGUAAGAGAGCGUGUCUAUGGCUGAGUGACCUUCUCAUGGACGAACGUGCACUGUCACGAGCAAAAGACGACCUCAGAUUUCGUGGGGUCAAAGGUACCACUGGGACUCAAGCUUCCUUUUUACAACUUUUUAAAGGAGAUACGUCUAAAGUCCGAGCACUCGAUGAAAGGGUAGCACAGUUAGCGGGUUUCGAUAAACGUUACCUUGUGACUGGCCAAACUUAUUCUAGAAAAGUCGAUUUGGAAGUAAUUUCUGCGUUAUCUGGCCUAGGCGCAACGGUACAUAAGAUGUGUUCAGAUAUUCGCUUACUCGCUUCUCGUAAAGAACUAGAGGAGCCAUUUGAGGCUACGCAAAUUGGAUCUAGUGCUAUGCCCUAUAAGAGAAACCCUAUGAGGUCUGAACGCUGUUGCGCGUUAGCUCGCCACUUGAUAACUUUACAUGCCAACGCCGCUAACACGCAUGCAGUACAAUGGCUCGAACGAACCCUGGACGAUUCUGCAAACCGUCGCAUAACUCUUGCCGAAGCUUUCUUGACAGCUGAUGCGACUCUUCUUACAUUGUUAAAUAUUUGCCAAGGAUUGGUAGUGUACCCGAAAGUUAUUGGUCGGCAUAUAGCUCAAGAGUUGCCAUUCAUGGCCACUGAAAAUAUAAUUAUGGCUAUGGUACAAAAUGGGGGAGAUCGUCAAGUGUGCCAUGAAAAAAUAAGAGUUCUUUCUCAUGAGGCAGGAGCACAAGUAAAGCAGCAAGGGAAAGAUAACGACUUAAUUGAUCGCGUAAAGAACGAUCCAUACUUUGCACCUAUUCUUUCACAACUCGAUAGCAUACUGGAUGCUUCAACGUUUAUAGGAAGAGCUCCCGAUCAGGUAUCUGAAUUUAUCGAGGAAGAAGUCAAUCCUAUAAUUGUGAAAUAUGCUGAUAUUUUGUCCAAAGUGGAAAAGCCUGUAACCCUGAAUAUUUAAUUUUAUUGUUGUACUAAAAUAAGUUUUAUUGUUGCGAAUGAUUAUGAUUCUUAUUAAUGUUUUUAUUAUUAUAAGGAAUAAAAUUAAAAUAAAGUUUGUUUAAAAAUUAUAUAUUUACAAGUUCA
Messenger RNA from Galleria mellonella (greater wax moth), 1751 nucleotides. It is a transcript of the gene Adsl, whose product is annotated as adenylosuccinate lyase. The transcript has 3 exons. NCBI's taxonomy places the organism in Eukaryota, Metazoa, Arthropoda, Insecta, Lepidoptera, Pyralidae. Gene Ontology annotation, molecular function: N6-(1,2-dicarboxyethyl)AMP AMP-lyase (fumarate-forming) activity; (S)-2-(5-amino-1-(5-phospho-D-ribosyl)imidazole-4-carboxamido) succinate lyase (fumarate-forming) activity. Gene Ontology annotation, cellular component: cytosol. The record is from RefSeq and is a predicted model, not a curated record. Bases 148 to 1626 code for a protein of 492 amino acids. Gene Ontology annotation, biological process: 'de novo' AMP biosynthetic process.